CCCGCCGCAGCCGCGGCAGCAGCUGGUCUCGGUGUAAACAAGUCGAGGCGGCUGCGAACCGGGCCGGGGGGGACGGCGCCCAUCAGGAGCGCCCCCCACUCCCAGGCCAGGCCACCCCACAGACCCGGCCCUCCACGCGCCCAGGCGAGGUGAGGUCUGCACCGACGUCGCUGCGCGUGGCCCCCGCCCCGCAAGCGAGGACUGCCCCUUCCCCCGCGCGCGCCCCCAUCCCCUCGCCCCAGGCACUGGGCUCCCUCUGCUCCCCGUGGGCCGCUCCCCGCGUGGGGCCACUGCCCUUGGCCCCCGCCAUGGUGCGGAUUUCAAAGCCCAAGACAUUUCAGGCCUACUUGGAUGACUGUCACCGGAGGUAUAGCUGUGCCCACUGCCGUGCCCACCUGGCCAACCACGACGACCUCAUCUCCAAGUCCUUCCAGGGCAGUCAGGGGCGUGCCUACCUCUUCAACUCUGUGGUGAAUGUGGGCUGCGGGCCAGCAGAGGAGCGGGUGCUGCUGACAGGUCUUCAUGCUGUCGCUGACAUCCACUGCGAGAACUGCAAGACCACUUUGGGCUGGAAAUAUGAGCAAGCCUUUGAGAGCAGCCAGAAAUACAAAGAGGGGAAGUACAUCAUUGAACUCAACCACAUGAUCAAAGACAACGGCUGGGACUGACCUAGCUCCUGAUGCAUGUGGCUUCAUCCUAGCCUGGCCGCCAGGGGGAGCCACUGGUUUCGCUCCUCCUGAAGGGAGCUCUGGACCCUCAGGGCCCCCACAGGGGAAGGAUCCAGCUCCUGUACAUAUAUUUUAUUGCAUGCACUGUGACCUUGGGGGGAAAUUAGGAGGGGGAUUACACCCCCAGCACCUCCCUGCGAUCUGGCUGGCUUGGAUCUCAUUUUUUAACCCCUUCCUGUCCUGCCUGUCCCAUAGAUAUGGCCUGUGUGCUGCUCUCAUGGCCCCGGUGCACUAUCUUUCUGUGAACUCCUACUGGAUCCCUCCUACCUGCAGUGUGUCUGUUCUCGUUCUGUAGCGUUUGUAAAUAAUAAAACAAUGGAAUGGA
Phodopus roborovskii (desert hamster) is the source of this 1053-nucleotide messenger RNA. RefSeq names its product yippee like 3 (gene Ypel3). Lineage: Eukaryota; Metazoa; Chordata; Mammalia; Rodentia; Cricetidae. The record is from RefSeq and is a predicted model, not a curated record. The transcript is spliced from 5 exons. Bases 309 to 668 code for a protein of 119 amino acids.